CGGUUGUCUUAAGAAGGAAGCACCUUGCAUUUUCCGAGAAAAUGCCAUAAUUUUCUCAUCAACCCGAGGAAAAACGAAACCCAAAAAAGAAAGGGGGUUAACAUUAACCGGACCUUUGUUAGCGUUAAUUCCCCUUUCAUGGAGAUCGCCAUCUAAACGUCAAACAUCUCACUGUUUGUGGGCCGGGACUCCCAUUCUUCGAACCCCAUCAAAUAGAUCUCCAUCUUUCUCUCUUUCUCUCUAUCUCAGCUCUCUGUUUGUGACCCUCCACCAAGCUCCUACAUCAUUACAUGCUUUCUCUGUAAUCUCUCUCUGUCUGUCUGUCUGUCUGUCUGUCUCUCUCUCUCUCUCUCUCUCUAUAUAUAUAUAUAUAUAUUUAUAUAUAUAUUUGUGUAUAUAUAUAUAUGUGUGUGUGUGUGUGUUUGUUUUUGGGUUAUAGCGGGAAUCUGUGAGCUUCUGACCUAACUUUCGAAAUCAAAAAUCUGAAAUUUUCAAUUAUUUUUUUUAAUCAAUGCAAGGGGAUUCAGAAUCCCAGAUAGGAUUCGAGUUCGAUUUCCGCAUUGAAUGAUAUCCGCAUCGUCAAGAUCUGAUAUUUCUUCGAAUUCAAUGCCGGAGCUUGCUGUCUUUAUCGAUUUCCUUACUCGUGGAUCUCGAACAUUGGCUCUUCUCUUCGUUCCACAUCUUAACCCAGAUCCGUGACCUAGAGACCUCGGUUUUUAGGGUUUUCCUGUUGGAAGUUACCGGAUUAGCCCUUAUGAUUUUGAUCUAAUACCCCUCCUUGUCCUUGAUUGAUAUUUGGUAGUAUAAUUUUUUCCAUCUUUUUUUUUUUCGUUCGUCAAUGUUGAAGCAAUUUCUCAGUAAACUUCCACGGAAGUCCUUGAAAUCCGACUCGGCCGGCAGGCCCGAGUCGCCUCGGUCGGGCUCGCCGCGGUCCAGUUCCCGAAAUGGCUCUUCAGGCUCUGGGCAGGGGACUUCCAAAUCCAACGGUGGGAAUGGGGCUACCGGUGGACGAUCCAAUGCCGCCAAACGCACUUCGUCGGCGGUGUUCCCGGUGAGUAUGGUUGCAGGAAUCGAGCCGUUGGUGCCAUUCAAGGACGUGGGCAGUACGGAGAAGAUGAACCUGUUUGUGAGCAAGGUGAGCCUUUGUUGUGUCACGUUUGAUUUCACUGACCCAACUAAGAAUUCUGCGGAGAAAGAUGUUAAAAGACAGACUUUGCUUGAACUUGUGGAUUUUGUGGCAUCUGGGUCGAUGAAAUUCAAUGAGCAUGCUAUUCUUGCAAUGUGUAGAAUGUGUGCUGUGAAUCUGUUUAGAGUUUUUCCGCCUAAUUACCGGUCUGGUAUGACCGAUGGCAACGGUGAAAACGAUGAUGAUGAGCCAAUGUUCGAUCCUGCUUGGCCACAUUUGCAACUUGUGUAUGAAUUGCUGCUUAAGUUUAUUACUUCUCCAUGUCUAGAUGCUAAAACAGCAAAAAAAUAUAUAGACCAUUCGUUCAUUUUGAGAUUGCUCGACUUGCUUGAUUCCGAGGAUCCUAGAGAGAGGGACUGUUUGAAGACCAUAUUGCAUAGGGCUUAUGGGAAAUUUAUGGUUCAUAGACCUUUUAUGAGGAAAUCCAUAAACAAUAUAAUCUACCGGUUUGUGUUUGAGACCGAGAGACAUAAUGGGAUUGCUGAGUUAUUGGAAAUAUAUGGGAGUAUAAUUAGUGGGUUUGCCUUACCACUGAAAGAGGAACACAAGAUAUUCUUGUGGAGGGUUUUGAUUCCGCUGCACAAACCGAAAUCUUUGGGGGUUUACUUUCAACAGUUGUCAUACUGUAUUAUGCAGUUUUUAGACAAGGAGCAAAAGUUAGCGAGCAUUGUGAUAAAGGGUUUGUUGAAGUAUUGGCCAGUAACAAAUAGUCAGAAAGAAGUGAUGUUCUUGGGUGAGAUAGAAGAGAUUAUGGAAGCAAUUAGCAUGGCGGAAUUUCAAAAGGUCAUGGUCCCUUUGUUCUGGCGGAUUGGAUGUUGCAUUAACAGUUUACACUUCCAGGUGGCUGAAAGGUCUCUUUUCUUGUGGAACAAUGACAAUAUCGUCAACUUAAUUGGACAUAAUCGGGAAGUGAUUUUGCCCGUCAUUUUACCAGCUUUAGAGAGAAAUGUCCAGAACCACUGGAAUCAAGCAGUUCUCAAUUUAACUCUAAAUGUCAGAAAGAUGUUUGCAGAGAUGGAUGAUGAGCUGUUCCUCUCCUGCCAUACUCAAUAUAAAGAGGAAGAAGCGGAGCUAAGCUUAGCAACCAAGAAGCGGAAGGAAGCAUGGGAAAGACUAGAGCACGUAGCCAGUCUUCAGCCAAUUGCUGGAAAUACUGCUGUUCUGGUUACUCCUUUAGCGACUUCAAUUGCUUGUUAAAAGUUAAAAUUCAAGCUUGUAUUUUUCCUCUUAGUAGCGUAGUGGGAAAUUGGAAUAGAUGUAUGAAAAAUGGCUGAUAACUGGGUUGAUAAUUUUUUUUUUUUUUUUUUUUUUUUUGGAGGAUUUCCGUUACAGCUAGAUGUUGUAACUUUUGUUCUGAUCCUGUAUGCACUAUAGUUACUGUUGGGGAUAUUAACUGCUUCCUCAGAACGCUUUCUAGAAGGGUCAUGAAAAGGAUUAACACAAUUUUCUGCA
Molecule: messenger RNA, 2638 nt
Organism: Ziziphus jujuba (common jujube)
Lineage: Eukaryota; Viridiplantae; Streptophyta; Magnoliopsida; Rosales; Rhamnaceae
Product: serine/threonine protein phosphatase 2A 57 kDa regulatory subunit B' kappa isoform
Exons: 2
Coding region: 839-2383 (514 amino acids)
Biological process (GO): signal transduction
Cellular component (GO): protein phosphatase type 2A complex
Molecular function (GO): protein phosphatase regulator activity
Source: RefSeq, a predicted model, not a curated record